Messenger RNA from Mycetomoellerius zeteki, 1191 nucleotides. RefSeq lists its product as uncharacterized. The coding region runs from base 164 to 691 and encodes 175 amino acids. The record is from RefSeq and is a predicted model, not a curated record. NCBI's taxonomy places the organism in Eukaryota, Metazoa, Arthropoda, Insecta, Hymenoptera, Formicidae. The transcript has 4 exons.
UUCUUCUCACGAUCUUUUCAGUAUUGUUUUCAAGCUUUGCUCCUUCCUUUCCUUUCCGUUUCCGCGAAAUAUCUUGUGACGGCCGCAACCGAAAUACGACGCGAGCAGAAGAGGAGGUGCCAUAUUCUUGCAUACGAGCGAUCCUAGAUUUAGCAGCACGAAAAUGAUUACGGCGCUACCAGUACCUUCGGUGAAGGUCUUUCACAAGACUUAUUACCAGGAAAAAAGUUCGCGGAUAGGAAAUAGUCAGCCGGGUAGCCCAUUGGCGGAAAGCGAGGCAGUACUGACGAUAGAUAAGGAAUCGCCGGAGUAUUAUUUCUGCGGACAGGUCAAUUCGUUGUACGUCGUCGUUGGCUCGCUGCUGAUGGGAGCGGUGGUGCUAGUCGUCGGUUUGGUACAACUCGCGCCAGGUGCAGAGGCUGCCCAGAACUCAGCAGCUUUGAUCGCCACAGGAAGCAGUCUUUUAGUAAUAGGAGCAUUCCUCGCGCCGUUGCGAGCGAUUUGUAUCAAAAAGCAGAACAUGGCUCAAAAGGAAAGUACUCAUCAGCGCAGCGUCACCAGCAUAGAUAUGUUGCUGGCCCAGCACAGGGACUUCACCGUCCUGACGCCCGACGAGCUCGAGGACCUCGUGAGUCGACCGGUGUCCAAUAAUCUGGAGAACAAGCUGCAUAAGCAGGAUCACAACACCUAGGUACUAACUGCCUCGAGGAGGGCACCGCCUUCCGUGUUGUCAUCGUUUCCGCCGUGCUCGAACACCACUACGUCACCGUCAUCUGUCGCGUUAAGACCAAGCUCCUCCAUUUCAUACACACAUCGUUACGAUACGCGCGAGCAUAGUUUGGUUUAAUUAAUGUGCAUUCAUACCGUCGCUGUCAUUAGCGUAGGACCGCAAGGGGCCUCCUUAUGCAUUUUUUCUAACGCGUGUACCGCGCAGCCGUGAGACCCGCAAGCGAGACGCGGAACUCUUUCGAGGAUAUAUUUUACUUACUUGCCAAUACGAGCGAAGAGACAGCCGAUGUACAGCACACAGAUUUUAUCGUUUCCCAAAAUAUUCUCGUGACGAUCAGAGAAGUUUCGUCGAUUCAUUCUGCCAUCAAGAUGAAUUAGCCGUGCGGAAUAAUUUCUACCAUACGUACGAAUUCGAAAUCUCGUAAGCGUUUUUGAAAAACGUAUAUUUCUUAUUUUAUAUGU